Syngnathus typhle (broad-nosed pipefish) is the source of this 5351-nucleotide messenger RNA. RefSeq names its product CASK interacting protein 1 (gene caskin1). The transcript is spliced from 23 exons. NCBI's taxonomy places the organism in Eukaryota, Metazoa, Chordata, Actinopteri, Syngnathiformes, Syngnathidae. The coding region runs from base 555 to 5153 and encodes 1532 amino acids. The record is from RefSeq and is a predicted model, not a curated record. Gene Ontology annotation, molecular function: protein binding.
CUCUCCUACUCCUGCCCCCACGCGCGGGGAAAACAUUACCAAAUCCGAGAGCGCACGCGGAACGAUGGCUGCAGCUGCAGCAACCGUGGAUCGUAUUUUCCACGCAGAGCCGCGCGUCGCUUGACACGGAGCAGUUUCCACGCGUCAACCGCUGCGAUGCAAUCAAUUGCGAUAUACAAAUAACGACGAAGGCCACCGCUGGUUUUGCAGUCGUCUCCUUUUCUGGGGAGGGAGCCUUGGAUCUUCCAGCUGCUCCACGCAUCUCUCGGAGCUGCACCUAGUAAAGGAGGAGGGGGGUGGGAGUACGAUAGCAUCCCUCCAUCGCAACGCAUCGCACCCCUCCCUUUCCCCCCCUUAUUCUUAUUCUGCCCUGUCUCAUACCAUCAUACACCAAAGCUCCAGGGGUCUCGUCUAGCCGGGGACCAAGAAAGGGGGAGGAGGAGGAGGAGGGAGGGAGGGAGGCUGGUUGUGGCGCACUCUCCGCGUGGGAAGGCCGGACUGAAGCGCCCCUCUCUCGGAGGAUGUUGCGGGAGUAGCACGUCUCAGAGUGGAAGAUGGGGAAGGACCAGGAGUUGCUGCAGGCGGUGAAGACCGAAGACCUGCUCACCGUGCAGAAGCUUCUGCAAAGGCCAGGGAAAGCAAAGCUGCUUGGGUCUGCAAAGAAAGUGAAUGUCAACUUCCAGGAUACAGAUGGAUUUUCCCCUCUGCAUCAUGCAGCCCUUAACGGCAACAUGGAGCUUAUCACUCUGUUGCUGGAGUCGCAGGCAGCUGUUGACAUCAGAGACCAGAAAGGUAUGCGGCCGUUGCACUACGCGGCCUGGCAGGGGAAGGCGGAGCCUAUGAAGAUGCUCCUAAAAUCGGCUUCGUCUGUCAAUGUCCAAUCAGAUGAAGGGCAGAUUCCUCUGCACCUGUCUGCGCAGCACGGCCAUUACGACGUGUCGGAAAUGCUGCUGCAGCACCAGUCCAACCCGUGCAUUGUGGACAAUGCGGGCAAAACACCUCUGGACCUUGCCUGUGAGUUCGGCAGAGUUGGGGUUGUCCAAUUAUUACUCUCGAGUAACAUGUGUGCUGCUCUGCUGGAACCCAAGAAAGGAGAUACUACCGAUCCCAAUGGGACAUCUCCUCUACACUUGGCUGCCAAGAAUGGACACAUUGACAUCAUUAGACUGUUGAUCCAGUCGGGAAUCGACAUCAACCGACAGACCAAAGCGGGCACUGCCCUGCACGAGGCGGCCCUCUGCGGCAAGACCGAGGCCGUGAGACUCCUGCUGGAAAGUGGCAUCAAUGCUACGGUGCGAAACACGUACAGCCAGACGGCGCUGGACAUUGUGUAUCAGUUCACUGCAACCCAAGCGAGCAAAGAGAUUAAGCAACUACUCCGGGAGGCGUCAGCAGCUCUUCAAGUUCGGGCCUUGAAAGAUUACUGCAACAAUUAUGACUUAACCAGCCUCAACAUCAAAGCAGGAGAUGUCAUUACGGUGUUGGAACAGCAUCCUGAUGGACGCUGGAAAGGCUGUAUCCAUGACAACCGAACAGGAAAUGAUAGAGUGGGCUACUUCCCUUCCACCAUGGUGGAGGUCAUCAGCAAACGAACAGGUUUGGCCAGCACAGUCAUUUGCACUCAACAGUUUCAAAAGAUACCGCUGGUUGCCCCGGCGACGGUUGCCCCCGCCAACGUGGUAGUCAACGGCAACGACACCACGUUCCAUCAGAUCCAUAUCCUGCCUCCACCGCCUCCUCCUCCUCCACCACAUUCCCAUCAGCCACUGCUUCCACUUUUCACUUCCUUUGGCUAUAACAGGUCGCCCGUGACGACCCCACAGGGAGACACCCCCACUGCCCCAGGUUGUCGUGGCUCAGAGGCAAGUCCUCACAGCUCCCCCACCACGUCCUGUGGGCCCCACGGAGGCUCCAAUGAAGAGAUCUGGGUACUGCGCAAGCCUGUGGCAGGUGGAGACCGAAGCAGUUUCGGGAGUUCUGGAAGUGUGACCAGUGUGAGGUCAUCAGGCAGUGGUCAGAGUGCUGGAAGCGCUGCACAUAUCCUCCAUGCACAGGCGGAAGGAGUCAAGCUUCUAGCCACGGUGUUGUCUCAAUCUGCCAAAGCCAAGGAACAUUUACUGGAGCAGUCCAAGUCUGUAGACCAGCCUGCAGUAGGUUCUGCCAGUUCUUCUCGGACAUCGAGCCUAUCGGGCUGUCCUCUUCACGAAGCGCCGCCUUAUGAUGCCGCAGCGGGCAGGAAGGGGGAGGCGCCAGGCGAAGGGAAGGAUCUGACAGCUAUUGGAAUAACUAAACCAGGUCACAGAAAGAAGAUGACAACAGAGAUUAAUAAAAUGAGUGUCACCGAGUGGCUGCCUGAUCAGAAACCCGCCAGUCUUGGAGAGUGGUUGUGCGCCAUCGGUCUAAGUCAGUACCACCAAGUAUUAGUUCAGAAUGGUUACGAGAACAUCGACUUCAUCACAGACAUCACUUGGGAGGACCUGCAAGAAAUUGGCAUUACCAAACUGGGCCAUCAGAAAAAGCUAAUGUUGGCGGUGAAGCGACUAGCUGAAAUGCAGCGCAACUCAGAUGGGCGUGGCUCCCUCAGAAAGAAGCCGCCACCAAUCACACAGCAGCAGGAAGUGAUGUCAUUGGAAAGCCCACCUCCAGAAGAUGUGAUGUCUCCAAAAAUGACCACCUUCCAGGACAGCGAGUUGAGUAGCGAGUUGCAGAAUGCCAUGAGUCAUUCGGCUCAGGAGGUCAAAGCACAGCCGGCGCGUAGUCUCAACAAGGAUCCUGACGAGUUGAACUCUGGAGGAGGACCGCCGAAGAAGGAGGCGAGGACAAUGAGGCAGCAGAGCAGCCAAGGAAGUAACUCCUCCCACAGGAGCAGCGUGUCUUCGCAAGGCAAACACCGUCACUCCCACUCCCAUUCCCAGCCUGCACCUCCCUACACGCCCCCUCACACUCCAACCAAGACCAGGACGUCAUCGUCUUCUUCCACCUCCUCCGUCCAGAGCACGUCCUCCCCCCAGUCCAAACACAGGGUCUCCCCCCAGUUUAUCCAAGGCGAAACGCCUCUCUCGCCACGCUCGCACCCUCCUCAGUCUCCAAACCAUCGCGGCGCUCCGCUCCAGUCCCCUCAGCAGAAUCAAACCCACCAUCACAACCACCCCCAUGAGAUCGGGGAUUGUACACAAGCACAGGUCCCGUUCCUCUCCCUCCCGCCCGAGGCUGAGCUGGCAGACGAAGCAGAUCUCCAGAAGAAGCGAGCCAACAGUCUCAACCGGCGGCACGCUACGUCAGAUGGCGAGUGUGAUGAGAGGACGGCGGCUGGACGAGGGCGGGCUGGGGAAGGCCACGUCGCCACGAGCCAAGGCUCCAACGUUAGAGCAGAAGGUGUUAAAUACGCCACGGUCAGCCACGGCGUCAACCGCAGCCACUCGGUCCGCAACCAAGACAAAAGUCUUACUCGCAACCAGCCGCAGUCCAUCACUCUGCGCCAGAAGAAGAAAGGUCCUCCCCCGCCGCCUCCUAAACGCUCCAGCUCGGCCAUCUCCACCUCCAAUCUGACAGAAGGGAAUGCGCCCUUGCAAGUGCUGACUACCACCGAUGGGAUGCUGGAUGUGCCUUAUCACCAACAACGGCGAGCCAGCGAUUUGGGAGUAUCUGUUGAAACAGGAGCUGUGGAGACAAACAGUAUGGGAAGUGUGAGGAGCAUCGCCGCCAUGCUGGAAAUGUCUUCUAUAGGGGGCGGAGCCAAAGGGAUGGCCCUGCAAAAGAACUUCCUGCAGGCCGGGAGAACACGCGAAACAAUCGGUCUGGACGGCGAAGUGGUGAACCGACGACGGACCAUUAGCGGGCCCGUCUCCGAGUUGGUGGCAGCGGCGAGGCGUGACCAGCCGACACUGUCUGUCAUCUCCCAGCCUGAAUCCUCCCCGCCUCCCGUAACUUCACCUUCUCCCAAUCCAAGCCCCGGAGGAAGUGGGAGUUCUUCCGAAAACCUGCCAUUUGCCGAGGAGGGAAGCCUGACCAUCCGCCGACAAGGUCGAGGAGAAGGACAGGGUGAUGGCGAGGGCGAUGGCGGGUACACUCAGGAGGACAUCGCCCGGGUGGAAGCCACGGCAACCCUCAAGCGCCGGCCCCGCAGCUCCAAGACCCACCCCAACGGCUCAGGCUUCACCCUCCAGGAGUCGUCCACCGUCAAACGGAGACCCAAGAGUCGCGACAAGGAACCGGAGGGAUACGCAGUCCUCGCUGGAGAUCCUCCGGGUAGCGGACCGCCCGACACCCCGCAACCGGUACUUUACCAGAACGGUACGGCCACCAUGAAACGCCGCCCGGUGUCUGAGGCCGGAGUGACGGAGCAGCCCCGAGCGCAGCCCCAACCCCAAUCCCAAGAGACUGCUGCUCCUCGAAGGGACAGUUUGGACAAAGGCCUUCCAGAAGAAGCUCCAGUGAAGAAACCAAAACCGCCCGUCUCCCCGAAGCCAGCCAUGGCUCAGAUCAAGAGACAAGCAGUCACGCAGAACAGCCCACAGACAGCCUCCAACAGGAGAGUCCCUCUACCGGGACCGGGGACACCUGUCAGUCCAGUGGAAGGAAAAAAGAUCCCCCCUCCGGUCUCGCCCAAACCCGCCCCGCCACCGACGGCGCCUAAGCCAGCCAAAUUGAUCCACUCCAUGACCAGCCCCCCUUCCCCGUCCUCGGCCACGCCUCUGGCAAAACUACACCCCGCGGUGGCCCGGCAGAGCAGCUCGCCACCUUCGCUUCCCAAUUCCAACACCCCCAGUCCACCGAACGUGAAGCUCCCCAGCCCGUCGGCACAAAGUCCGCAGACUCCCACCACGCCGCAGACUCCUCAGACCCCCGCCACUCCCAGCCCGCCAGUCAAGCCUCCUCGCUCCUCCAUCGGCGGCGUAUCUGUGGACAGCGGGAUGACGAUGGCGAUGAAUACCCCCGUGUCCUCCACGACAGACUUUGGUGUGGAUUCUUUGGUGCAUCAAAAGCUGGAGGAGACGAGCGCCUCGCUCGCUGCCGCCCUGCAGGCCGUAGAGGACAAGAUCUUGCGGCAGGAGGAUUCCGUGACGGAGCAAAAAACCACCGUGAGCAUUCUGGACGACAUCGGCAGCAUGUUCGACGACCUGGCCGACCAGCUGGACGCCAUGUUGGAGUAAGCUGUCGGUCGGCACGUCACCACGGCGACGCUUCAACCCAAAGUGGCACAACGGGCAAUUGGGCUCUCCAUCUCUCUUCCUCGUCAUCCUUUGCUCAUGGACUUGGCAUUCUUCCCGUCGUCUGCGCCAUCUGUCCGUCCAGCGCUGCUCUGGGAAGCCUCUCAUCCUCCUCUCCAGGCGGAGCGAGAGAGAUAGAGA